Gryllus bimaculatus (two-spotted cricket) is the source of this 393-nucleotide messenger RNA. NCBI's taxonomy places the organism in Eukaryota, Metazoa, Arthropoda, Insecta, Orthoptera, Gryllidae. The record is from the annotation of a GenBank genome assembly.
AUGUUGGGCUACGUGAAAUAUUCUUUAUGCGAACUGUUGAAAGAAGAAGAAGACGAACAGCCAGACAAUGCUUCUUCUUCACCUGAACAAAACAGUCCACAAGAAGAAAAAGCAUUUCGAAACGAGAACGAGGAGGAGGAGAACGAAACUUUGUGGACAACACAACCGACCACGCCGUGGCGCGAAAACGAAUCCGAUAGAAGAAGAAGACGUGUGCUCACAGCUGUCGCUGAUCUUCAGGGUUUUUGGAUAGGUGGACAAUUCAUUAUCAAAGUGCUAACCGUCAUCCGGGCCGCCAACGACGAUCCUGAGUUACGGUUCGUUCAGAAAUUCACCUUUCGUCCGCCGCGACCUUUCCAUAUUUUCAACAGCGACGACAAGAGACAAGUGUGA